Molecule: messenger RNA, 480 nt
Organism: Prorocentrum cordatum
Lineage: Eukaryota; Dinophyceae; Prorocentrales; Prorocentraceae
Source: the annotation of a GenBank genome assembly
GCCUUCACGAAGCGCUGCCGGGAGGACUCCGAGUGCGAGACCGCGAUGCGCGGGGGGGACCUCGCUGGGGACCUGGGGUGGCUCGACCGGGACCCGAAGAAGAACAAGGCGAAGGUGCCCGCGGCCGUCGUGCGCGCGGCCUUCGCGCUGCAGGUCGGCCAGGUCAGCGACAUCGUGGUGUCCGAGCGCGGCGUGCACGUGAUCACCAGGAGACCGCGUGACCUGGCCACCGCCGCUCCGCGCGCGAGCCCGCGCGCCCCCCCGCGGCCGCGGGGGCAAGCGGUUGAUGUGGCGGGAACUGGGUGCGCAUGCGUGCGUGUGCAUGUCCAGAGCCCAGACCUCGUAUGGGCAGGCACGCGUGUCCCCGCACGUGCCGCACUGCGCAGGCACUCUCCCGCUCCGGCUCGCCCUCAGCCGGUGGCUAGUCGCAGGGCGCGCUGCGGAAUUUGCUGUUGAGAUUCCUUGCGCGGCGCGGUCCCG